AUAAUAAUUUUAGCAUGUCCAAUGUGGGGUCUUUGCGCAAAUCAUGGGUUUACAACUAAUUUGCCAUGCACAGAUAAUAAGGCUUGCAUUGAGAAGAAUCCAAGCACAGAAUGCGUGCAAGGAACAUGUUGUACAAUUCCCGUGGUUGCUGGAGGACCAACCGGCAACGUUCAAUUUCUUUCUCCAUCUGUUACUCCCGCUAUUUGGCCCUGGCCAAUAACAACAACUGUAAAAUCAGAGGGGCAAUCAGAAAAGAGAACUCAUCGACUUUAUCAAAUUUUACUGAUGGGGUUCUUGUCAUUUAUUCACGUUUAUUUUUUAACUUUUCUAGAUUUCUUAGUUUUAUUGUAGAUUUCUUUAAAUUUUGUACA
Messenger RNA from Meloidogyne enterolobii, 371 nucleotides. NCBI's taxonomy places the organism in Eukaryota, Metazoa, Nematoda, Chromadorea, Rhabditida, Meloidogynidae. The record is from the annotation of a GenBank genome assembly.